Messenger RNA from Oncorhynchus keta (chum salmon), 798 nucleotides. Its product is annotated as dual oxidase maturation factor 2. The transcript has 6 exons. Gene Ontology annotation, cellular component: endoplasmic reticulum membrane. NCBI's taxonomy places the organism in Eukaryota, Metazoa, Chordata, Actinopteri, Salmoniformes, Salmonidae. The annotation marks the transcript as partial. Gene Ontology annotation, biological process: protein transport. The record is from RefSeq and is a predicted model, not a curated record.
AGAUUCUGAGGAAAGAUGACUUUCUACGAUGGCAUUUACCCAUUCUACCCCCUACAAAGAACCUCCUUUAUCUUCAGCACCCACCUCCUCACCAUUAUCCUGGUCUUCCUGGUCCUCACGGUCAGCUUCCUUCUUAUUCUGCCAGGUAUCAGAGGCAAGUCGAGACUAUUCUGGAUGUUCAGAAUCAUCAUCAGUUUAUUCAUAGGCAUUGUGAUAGUGGCACUGAAUUUCACCAGCGACUGGGCUGAGGCCCGAGCCACCACCAACACCACCUACAAGUCCUUCAGCAGUGAGGAGGUGAACGCUGAAGUGGGACUGCACAUAGGACUGUAUGGUAUUAACAUUACUUUAAAAGGGAAUCCUGUGAAUCAACUCAACGAGACCAUCAACUACAACGAGAUGUUUGCGUGGAAAGACACCAUCGACGAGGAGUACGGGAACGCCUUAGAGAGAGGUCUACCUAACCCCAUCCUCUAUAUCGCUGAGAAGUUUACCCUCAACAACCCCUGUGGCCUCAUCUACCAGUAUAGAUACUCUGGGCGUUAUGCUUCGGCCACCCUCUGGACAGCGUUCUGCUGCUGGCUGGUAGCCAACGUGCUGUUCUCCAUGCCUGUCAUCCUGUACGCCGGCUACAUGAUGGUGGCCACCGCUGCUUUCAUCUUCUUCUCCGUGGCCUCCUUCUCCACCAUCAUGAACCUGCCUACCUGUCUGUUCACCAUAGGCACAUCUGGAGCCUUCCAGACAGAGUACAGCGGUUCUUUCUGGCUGGCACUGGCCACAGGUGUGCUGUGUUUAAUC